AUGGGCUCUCAACUCAACCUCAAAGUCUCAGGAGGCGAAGACCAUAACAACCUAGAAGCAGAAAUCCAAAGACUGGUCGAUACGGCAGGCUGGCAACUCCAAAACGGCGAUGAAAUCCAAAAAACAUACCACUGUCGAACCUGGACGAAGAUCAGUGAUUUCUUCACGGGCGUAGCAACGAAAUGCAAAGAUGUGAACCACCAUCCGAGAGUAGUUCUGGAUUAUAAUUCUAUCACCUUCUUCUGGAAGACUCAUUCUCCGCCUGGUCUCUCGCAGAAAGAUGUCCAUAUGGCUGAUUUUUGUGAUUCCUGGGCUCAGGUUGUUAAGACCGUGCCUGCUGGGAGUGCGCCGAGUUGUUCUGAUGGGAAUGCUACCUAG
This is a messenger RNA of Penicillium antarcticum, 378 nucleotides long. RefSeq names its product 4a-hydroxytetrahydrobiopterin dehydratase. NCBI's taxonomy places the organism in Eukaryota, Fungi, Ascomycota, Eurotiomycetes, Eurotiales, Aspergillaceae. Gene Ontology annotation, molecular function: 4-alpha-hydroxytetrahydrobiopterin dehydratase activity. The transcript has 3 exons. The record is from RefSeq and is a predicted model, not a curated record. Gene Ontology annotation, biological process: tetrahydrobiopterin biosynthetic process. Bases 1 to 378 code for a protein of 125 amino acids.